Messenger RNA from Venturia canescens, 3656 nucleotides. It is a transcript of the gene Pisd, whose product is annotated as phosphatidylserine decarboxylase. The transcript is spliced from 5 exons. Gene Ontology annotation, molecular function: phosphatidylserine decarboxylase activity. Gene Ontology annotation, cellular component: mitochondrion. The record is from RefSeq and is a predicted model, not a curated record. NCBI's taxonomy places the organism in Eukaryota, Metazoa, Arthropoda, Insecta, Hymenoptera, Ichneumonidae. Gene Ontology annotation, biological process: phosphatidylethanolamine biosynthetic process. The coding region runs from base 533 to 1825 and encodes 430 amino acids.
GGCACACUAACAAAAACGACGCUAGCGACAUUCAACGACCGGAGUGAUAGCUCGUACUGAAACCCCAGUUUUUUGGGAACCAUAUCAACAACUACGGGCUUUACUUACCAAAGGGCUUUACACUUUACACUUCUAUGAGGAUCCAUCUUCGUUGGCAUUAGUAGAGAGUAGAGAAAAGAGAAUCAGCGGAACUUUCCAAGUGGCCAGACGCGCCAGUGACCAGAUUGAUCAACGCCCUCAGGUCAUAGGAGGAGUGCUGUAGGCGUAACUGUAUAAGAAGAAGUAGUAGAGAAUCAGCGUUCGUAACGUUUGUCUGGUAGUUUAACAAAAAAGAUAAAAAAAAAGAGGCAGCACGUUUAGAGUUUGCGUACGGGUGGACGACAAUGCUGUAGUAUUCUUUGCGGAAGAUGCAUCAAUCAAACAUAACCCCAACAGCAAUUUGAGUGUUUAAUCGAAGAGUUUUAGAAUUCAAGAUUUAAAUUUUAUCUAUAAAACAAUUUUCACCCAGGAUUCAAGUUUUUACGUCAGAAACAUGAAAAUCUAUAGAAUCGCUGCCGUGAUUUAUCGAUUCAGUAGUUCCUAUGUUACACUACGAAAUUUGCCAAAAAACCUUUCGCGCAAUAUCAGAUUUCGUAGCUCCGUUACAAAAACCAAUGUCAAUAGCAAAAAAAGUACUUGGUUUGGUAUUUUGUGGAAGCGCUGGGAAUUUAGAGUGCCUUUGGGUGUUGGUGUGACGCUUCUUGGUGUUUUGCAAUGGAGACACUUGCGGAAACAUCCCUAUGCUAUUGAAAGCAAGCCUGUUAAAGGGCCAGUCACUGAUUUAAUGGUUGAAUGUUAUUGUUGCUUGCCAUUGAGAAUAACCAGCCGAAUUUUUGGUUGGCUAGCCAGCAUCGAACUUCCUAUCAGGCUAAGACCAAUGCUUUACAAUCUUUAUGCCAAAUCUUUCCAGGCUAAUCUCCAAGAAAUUGAUGAUGAUCUUUCCACUUUCCCAAGCUUGGUGGAUUUCUUUGUUAGAAGUUUGAAAAAAAAUGCAAGACCUAUCAAUCCUCAUACGAACAUUGUUUCUCCUUCAGAUGGCAGAGUUCUGCACUUUGGCAAAGUUGCAUCCUGCAGAGUUGAGCAAGUGAAAGGAAUAACGUAUAAUUUGCGACAUUUCCUUGGUGAUUCUUUACCGGAUGGAAAUAUCGAGACUGGACGUAAGUCUGAAAAGUGCGACGAUUAUGUUUGCUCCCUGCUCAAAGAUCCAAACAAUUGUCUAUAUCAGCUGAUAGUUUAUCUUGCACCCGGAGACUAUCAUCGUUUCCACAGCCCCACCGAUUGGUCGAUUCAUCAUCGCAGACAUUUUCAAGGAAAAUUAUUGAGUGUCAAUCCAAGAAUAGCCAGUUGGUUACCAGAUCUCUUCGCGAUGAAUGAACGAGUUGUUUACACGGGUGAAUGGGAGGGUGGUUUUAUGGCAUACGCAGCGGUUGGAGCGACUAAUGUUGGUUCGAUAAAAGUUUACUGUGAUCGUGAUUUGACAACGAAUCAACGAAAAUGGCCAAACGGCAAAGUGCGGGAAGACGCUAAUUUGGAACUUACGAGGGUGAAGAAAGGCGAACUUUUUGGUGAAUUUCGAAUGGGCUCGACAAUCGUAUUACUUUUUGAGGCCCCAAAAGAUUUUUCGUUCUCUCUUACACCAGGCCAACAGAUUAAAGUUGGCGAAUCGCUUACCGACGACUCUUUUUUAUUUCGAAAAACAAUGAGAGAUCGUAGCAAUUUAAAUCGAGGAAUUGCUCACGCUUUAGGAAUCAUCAUCAAUGAAAAAUCAUUAACACUGGAUCAUUAAAACAAUAUAGAUAACUGAAUAUUUCAUAAUUAAAUGUCAAUUUUAUUCUUAAUGUAGAUAUUCCUUUUUUUAUCGUUUUAAUUCGAACAUUUUUUAAUCAAAGCCCAGCGGCGAUCGUUCUUUCAUUAAUGGGACACAAUUUCUUCCGACAUUAUAUUGAAAUUCAGAAUGUGUUAAAAACAAAAAUCGCAAAAAUGUCGAGGGUGGUAAUUGAAAAUGAUACUAUUUUCUUUUUCUCCAUAGAUUUCGAACUUUAUGAAAUCACUCUUGUGGGUCGUUUUUUUUCUAAAUAAAAUUAUGAGGAACCCCUACUUGCCCACUAAUAUUAUAAAUGCGAAAGUAACUUUGUCAGCCUGUUACUACCUCAUGCUUAAACCACUGAACUGAUUUAGAUGAAAUUUGGUAUGGAGAUAGUUUGAACCUGGGAAAAGACAUAGGAUAGUUUUUAUUACAGAAAUCCCCUUAUAGAUGUGAAAAGGGUACCCCAUACAAACGUAUGGGGUCCCGUGGUACUAAUUCUACGCAGAUGAAGUCGCAAAUGGAAGCUAGUUAUCUAUAAUUUUUAUUUCAAACUUCUGAAUUCAAACCUUCGGUAACUUCGAUAAUAUCUUGACGAACUGAACUAAUCUAUUCCAAAUUUGACAUGAUUAUUUUGUAGACAAGCACACAUUUAAAAUGGAGGGUGAAUCAAUGUUUGUGUAUCAUAUUUACGGGUCAAAGGUAAAAAAUGAUUCAUAGAUAAGAGAAGUCAACACAGACUGUUCGAGGAACAUAUUUGCAUAUUGUCUAAAAGUCUACAUAGAGAGAGUGAAGGUAUACAUUAUCUCAAUUUUAACUUUUUCUUUAUCUUGUAAAAAAUAAAUUAGUUCCUCCAGCACUAUUAAUCUUUAUCAUUCCUUUAUUGUUGCUUGAAUCAUAAGUUCUUUGGCAGAGUGAAAUGUGGCAGAAGAAUGUGACAAACUUUCUUAUCCGUUUAUUCAAUGUUUAAGGUGAUCUAUUACUUGCGUGGUGCUUGCGUGAGUGCGAGAGAGAUAGCUGCAAAAUGGUUACACGUUUUAUUCGGACAUCCUUGAUUUUUUGAGAAAAAUAAAAGUUACACCUUGUUCUCUAAUAAAAUGAGAAUAGCGUGUAACUCAUAUUUUCUUUCAAAUAUCAACCUACUCUGAAUGAAACGUGUAGUAGGAUUUUUACCGACUGAACAACUGAUAGAUCACGUUAAAGGAUAAUAUCGACAUUUAAAAUACCGUAACAAAAAAUGAUCAUCGAGGAAAAGAUAGCGGUCGGUACAGUAGGAAUGGACUCUCUCGUAUGGCUUAUAUAUCGAUAAAAACCAAAAGAUCUUCCUAAAGUUUUCGGAACAGAGAAAAACGUCGGACUAAUAAAAAUGGGGAGAUGCAGAUAAUGAGUCCAGCUGUAUCAAUCGCGGAGGCGAUUGGUUAAGAACUCUAAUAAGAAAGAAAAUUUUUUACGCGACAGAUAGAAUGAAGCUUCGAGAAUGAUAUAAUCAAACAGAAACUUGUAAUCAUUUGGCAAUAGUCGUUCGAAGACCUCGUCAUAUUUUUAGAAUAUUGUUUGGAGUUUAAAAAAGGACUUUUCAAUCGUUUUUUCGAGGAAACUAAAACAUGUAUUUUUAUUCGAAAUCUCUCGCCUCUUUUUAUAGCGGUAUCGUGCUGAAAUCUCGAAAGAAUGGAGUCAAACAAGUGCUACCCUCUUUGAGGAUAAGUAUUGGAAUCUGAUGAAGUUUGCGUGAGAAGAGAACUUGAGCUUGAACCGAUUUUAUCGACCGAAUUCUGUAUCUCAGUGUGAUAAAUAAAUAAUUUGAUGCUUCUCA